GAGAGAGAGAGAGCAGCUGUGUGACAGAGAGAAAGAGAACGAGGCAGGCUGCUUAGAGGAGUGAGAGAGCCAAGGAAGAAAUAAGGAACACAUUUUACAAGAGCAGAAAGAGGGAGGAUCGCAGCCGAGGGACUCCUUCUCCACUGGACACCCAGGACACAGUCACUGUGGGGUUUUUUUUUCACUCAUCUACUAGCUGGAACUCAGUGGAUUGACUAACCAACCAGUGGAUUUUUUUGUUUGUUUUUAAUAUACUCUUGUGCCACAUCGUUCAGAACCUGGGAUCUCUGCUGUCUGUCUGUCUGUCUGUCCUCCGGCUGGCUCUACCGCUACAGACUGAGAUUGCUUUCUGUGUCUGCGCUCAGCUCUCGUGUUGUGAUUCUGCCUCCCCCCCUUUCGCUCAAAGUGCAUCUGUCGGCAACCGGCGGCGCUGAGGAUAUCUCCCCCUCUGUCAGACAGGACAGCCAUCGUCGAAUCAGGCUCCAGAGGCGAGAGGAGAAAGUGUGUGUGCAUGUAAGAGAGGGAAACGAGAGCGAGGGGCAGCGAGAGAGAGUCAGAUUCACAGUGUGUCUGAGAGAGAGGCAGAUUAAAGCCCAGGCGAAAGACUGGAGAGGAACAGCUUAAACAGAGAAGUGAACCUAUACGUCCUCUCCCGUUUUCCUCACCAUUCCUUUCCUCUUCCUCUCCUCUUCUCCUCUUCCUCUCCCAUUUUCCAACAUUCAUAGGACUGCCAGAGCUACUGCCACCUGCACCUCCUCGCGUCUUCUCUCUCCUCCUCUUCUUCCUCUACCUCACCCUUAUCACUAUCCGAUAGCGGUCUCGGUUCGAGCACUUGUGGAAAUAUUUCCGUUGAACCGGCAGUGAGAGACUGAGCGAGCAUCCGCCUGAUCCCGAGUCUCUGGACACAGUGAGGCACAGUUUGCCAGGAGCUUCCCCGUCAGAGGCGGACCUUCUCCCAGCCACUGUCCACCACGCAGCAGACCCUGCCUUCUCCCUGGAGGACCAGCUUGCGACACAGUGGUGCGGACAGCGAAGACAGGAAUUGCACAGUCCCCCUCCGUUGCCUCUAUCCCAUUGCUAGCUACUUGGCAGCUCCCGCCCCCGUGUCACCAUUCCCUGCCUCAGUGCUAAGGAUUCCAGCUACAUGGGCAAGCGAUUGGAGCAGCAGCCAAUGUACCCUCAGUACACCUACUACUACCCCCACUAUCUCCAGACCAAGCAGCCCUAUGCUCCACCCCCUCAUCCCAUGGCUCCUCCCAGCCCCAGCACCAACAGCUGCAGCCAGGGAGGGGCGGAGCAGCUGAGUAAGACCAACCUGUAUAUUCGAGGCCUGCCACCUGGGACCACCGACCAGGAUCUCAUCAAACUCUGCCAACCGUAUGGAAAAAUAGUGUCAACCAAGGCCAUUCUGGAUAAGAACACUAACCAGUGCAAAGGUUAUGGCUUUGUGGAUUUUGACAGCCCAGCUGCAGCACAGAAGGCCGUGUCGUCUCUCAAAGCCACCGGAGUGCAGGCCCAAAUGGCCAAGCAACAAGAGCAGGACCCCACCAACCUGUACAUCUCCAACCUGCCAGUGUCUAUGGACGAGCAGGAGCUGGAGAACAUGCUGAAGCCUCUGGGUCACGUCAUCUCCACGAGGAUACUGAGGGAUGCCAACGGGGUCAGCAGAGGAGUCGGCUUCGCCAGGAUGGAGUCUACAGAGAAGUGUGAAGUAGUGAUACAGCAUUUCAACGGGAAAUACCUGAAAACCCCGCCAGGCAUUCCAGCUCCCACGGAGCCUUUGCUGUGCAAAUUUGCCGACGGAGGGCAAAAGAAACGCCAAAGCCAGAGCAAGUACCCUCAGAACGGGAGGCCGUGGCACAGAGAAGGCGAGACUGGCAUGGCGUUAACAUACGAUCCUGCUGCAAUGCAGAAUGGGUUCUACUCCUCGCCUUAUAGCAUCGCCACCAACCGCAUGAUCGCACAGACCUCCAUCACGCCCUUCAUCGCUGCUUCCCCCGUUUCCACAUAUCAGGUCCAGAGUACGUCAUGGAUGCCUCAUCAACAAUAUGUUAUGCAACCUACAGGUGCAGUGAUCACGCCAGCCAUGGACCACACUAUGUCCAUGCAGCCUGCCAGCAUGAUGGGGCCUCUCACCCAGCAGAUGAACCAUCUGUCCCUGGGCACUACAGGAAGUUACAUGACUGCUGCAGCCGCCGCGGCGCCUAUGCAAGGGACCUACAUUCCCCAGUACACUCCUGUGCCUCCAACAGCCGUCCCUGUCGAAGGAGUGGUGACAGACGCCUCACCCCAGACAGUGGCUCCUUCAUCACAGGAGGUGGCUGGCCAGCAGCAACAGAUCCAGGUGGACAGUGCUGCCGACCAUGUUCCUGCUUACUCAUACCAGUCCAAAUAGCAACGGCCUGAGCGAAUGUUCCUGUGACAGCGUUGCCUUGAGACAGAAGGUGGCUGCACUGUGAAUGUGAGGAAAAGAGAAAAGAAAGAGAUUGCUUCCAGAUUGCCCAGGCACCAAAAAAGAGACACUUUUUUCAUUUCCUACCUGGCCUACGAGAAAAAAAAGAAAAGAAAAAAAAAUGGAGAAGAAGGAGGCGAGGAGUGCUGAGGAGAGGGGAUGAAUGGGGAAAUUGCUGGGCACAGUGCAAAGAAGUGAAAUUGUUUAGUCUGGGAACCUGCCUGAAGGGCUGGGCUGAAGCUUGAAAAGUUUCUCAAAGAAAAUUCUCAACCAAUGUCAAAAAAAAAAAAAAAAAAAAACAGAAAAAAAUGAAAAAAUAAAACAAAAACACAAACAAAACAAAACAAAAAAAGGUUGAAUGCGCAGGUAGGUGAUGAAGUUUAUUUUGUAAUUAGAAAAAGGGGAGUCAAGUUUGAGAUACACACAGAGAUUGUCUUCCUCAGAUAUUAAGCUACAAGUUCUUUUCAGUCUUUUUUAUGUUCUAGUGUUAAAUCUUAGUUUUCUAGAUAUAUUCGAAAACAAAGUGUUUUUUUUUUUCUUUCUUUCUUUCUUGAAUCUUCAUGGCCUUAAUUUGAAGGGCGCCAGAAACUUUUUACAGAGUUAAAGUCUGACGUCUGGUUGGGGGGUGAACAAAAAAAAAAAAGCAAACAAAAUCAGUGUCUUGGACCACGUGGAGGGUACAAGACACUGGAGAGGUUGUUCUAAAGAGGAAAAAAAGAAUCUAUCACAUAAGCUGUACAGAUUUAAUAGAGAAGAGCUUUUUUCUUUUCUUCAUUAGAAGAAAACUUUGAUAAUUAUUAUGUCAGAGGUAACUAAGUGUCAGAAGAAAACAAAAUGUCUGUUUGGGGAAAAUAAAAAAGACUCGCGGGGGGGAAAGACGAAGCUUUGAAGAGAUUUUUCACAAUGAGGAGGAAAAAAAAAAGAGAAACCAUACGAGAACAUGCUGCACUGUGGAUGCAGUCUGUUGCAAAAUGCUGAACUUGUUUUUUAUUAUCAUUAUUAUUUUACAUGGCAAAGUUGCUGUCGAUGACAUUAGUGCUUUUUAUCUGCCACAUUUUACCUUUUUUAUGAGCUUUAAGAUGUUUUUAGCCCGCUUUGCUUGUCACACUGCGAAAAGAAGAAGAAAAAAAAAAAGAUGAAAAAAAUUAUAAAAUGAACUAAAAAAAA
Molecule: messenger RNA, 3619 nt
Organism: Stegastes partitus (bicolor damselfish)
Lineage: Eukaryota; Metazoa; Chordata; Actinopteri; Pomacentridae
Product: RNA binding motif, single stranded interacting protein
Exons: 14
Coding region: 1145-2395 (416 amino acids)
Cellular component (GO): ribonucleoprotein complex
Molecular function (GO): RNA binding
Source: RefSeq, a predicted model, not a curated record